AUGCUACGCCUUACUGAAGCCGAAAUGGAUAGGGCUAGACUUCGAAAGCAGUUGGAGAAAGAGCGUUCGGAAAGAGACGAACUUGAGUCAUUAUUCGAAGUAGUACGUGACGAGUGUGAACAAGCCUCAAAUCGUGCCCGUGAUGCCGAAAUACGAUUAGCAAAAGCUGAAAAAUUGUUGACAGAUCUUCGGGAUCAAACUGAUGAACUGGCGGAAUGCAAGGCUCAACUUGUUGUUGCCAAGGAAGACAAUAAUAGGUAUGCUUUUGAUCUACCUUCCACAUUAGAAGUGGCAUUAAGCUUUUUCAUAUACUUCAACUUACCUAAUCCCUUGUUUACAAGCAAAUACUAUGUAUUCAAUCUUGGCUUAGCAGUAUUUAGAAUUUUUAAAGCAGCUCUACUUAGACAGUGA
Messenger RNA from Protopolystoma xenopodis, 411 nucleotides. The record is from the annotation of a GenBank genome assembly. Lineage: Eukaryota; Metazoa; Platyhelminthes; Monogenea; Polystomatidea; Polystomatidae.